AGCUGCUGGCAAUAUAUAUGUCAUAGACGCCAGCAACGCCUCAGCCAUGCGCAGCACAAACACCACUGGCAACAACAAUAGCCAACAUAAUAAUAAUAGCAACAGCAGCUUUAACAACAACAACAACAACAACAACAGCGACCGAUGAUUGCCUGAAGCGAACAAAAAUCCAUCAGAAAGCGACAGAAAGCCUGCUUAGGCGAGAGAAGUUCAGAAGAAUUCAAACCCGCCGUAAUACACCAAAGACGCUGACCAAAAAGCAUAAAAACCUAAAUAAAUAAAAACAAAUUAUAUAGGCCACAAAAAUAUAUAUAACCUGCAAACAUGUUGAUCAAAGAGUACCGUAUACCACUGCCCCUCACCGUCGAGGAGUACCGGAUUGCCCAGCUGUAUAUGAUAGCGAAAAAGAGCCGAGAGGAAAGCCAUGGCGAAGGCAGCGGAGUUGAAAUCAUAAUCAAUGAGCCCUACAAAGAUGGACCCGGAGGCAAUGGGCAGUACACGAAAAAGAUUUAUCACGUGGGCAGUCACUUGCCGGGCUGGAUAAAAAGCUUAUUACCAAAGAGCGCGUUGACCGUUGAGGAGGAGGCAUGGAAUGCCUAUCCGUAUACGCGCACACGCUACACCUGUCCCUUUGUGGAGAAAUUCUCACUGGAUAUCGAGACCUAUUACCAUCCGGACAAUGGGUACCAGGAUAAUGUAUUCCAGCUAUCGGGUAGCGAUCUGCGCAAUCGCGUUGUGGAUGUGAUUGAUAUUGUCAAGGAUCAGCUGUGGGGCGGCGAUUACGUGAAGGAGGAAGAUCCCAAGUAUUUUGUAUCAGAGAAGACGGGCCGUGGCCCGCUGGGCGAUGAUUGGCUGGAGGAGUACUGGCGCGAGGUGAAGGGCAAGAAGCAGCCGACGUCCCGCAACAUGUCCCUGAUGACGGCCUAUAAGAUCUGUCGCGUCGAAUUCCGCUAUUGGGGCAUGCAGACCAAGCUGGAGAAGUUCAUACACGAUGUGGCGCUGCGGAAGACAAUGCUCCGGGCCCAUCGCCAGGCCUGGGCGUGGCAAGACGAAUGGCACGGCCUCACCAUUGAGGACAUACGCGAGCUGGAGCGCCAGACGCAGCUGGCUCUAGCUAAGAAAAUGGGCGGAGGGGAGGAGUGCAGCGAUGACAGCACCUCGGAGCCAUAUAUGAGCAGCGCCACCGCAGCCCCCGCAUCGGGCACGAGUGAGCGCAAAAAAUCAGCGCCGGCUGUGCCGCCCAUUGUCACCCAGCAGCCGCCGAGCGCCGAGGCCAGUUCGGAUGAAGACGAUGAGGACGACGAUGACGAGGAUGAGGAUGGCGUCGGCACCAAUGUGGAGCUGGGUGCCCAAACCAGUGCCAAUCAACGUUCCCGCUCCCAAAGCAUUCAAUUGGCCAACAAGGCCAAGUUCGGCUCGAAGGGCGCCCUGCAUUCGCCCGUGGGAUCUGCGCACAGCUUUGACCUGCAGUCGAAAAAAGCGCAUGCCAAGCCAGCAGUACGCCGUCAUGUGGCCAACUGGCGCAUGGAACGUCUGGAAGUGGACUCCAAAUCGAACUCGGAUGAAGAGUUCUUCGAUUGCUUGGACACAAAUGAGACCAACUCGCUGGCCAAGUGGAGCUCACUGGAGCUGUUGGGCGAGGGCGACGACAGUCCGCCACCGCAUGGCGGCAGCUCCAGUGGCAGCGGUGGUGCUGGCAGCGUGGCCGGGCGCCACAAGCAGGAUGACAGCAUAUUCAAUCAGGACUUUCUGAUGCGCGUCGCAUCGGAGCGUGGCAAUAAGCGCCAGCUGCGCUCCUCGGCCAGCAUCGAUCGCAGUCACGACUCAUCGCCGCCGGGCUCGCCGAGCACGCCCUCUUGCCCCACAACCAUACUGAUGCUGGUGGUGCACGCCGGCAGUGUUUUGGAUGCGGCCAGUGAGCUGACCGCCAAGAAGUCGGACGUGACCACCUUCAAGGGCUCCUUCGAGGCCGUCAUGCGCCAGCACUAUCCCAGCCUCUUGACGCACUUGACCAUUAAGAUGGUGCCAUGCCCUUCGAUUUGCACGGAUGCCCUGGGCAUACUGUCGAGCCUCAGUCCGUACUCGUUUGACGCGUCGCCCUCGGCCGCGGACAUACCCAAUAUAGCGGAUGUGCCCAUCGGAGCCAUACCGCUGCUGGCCGUGGCCUCGCCCGAAUUCCAGGAGACGGUGAACAAGACGGUGGCCGCUGCCAAUAUUGUCUAUCAUGAGUUCCUUAAGUCGGAGGAGGGCCACGGCUUCUCGGGCCAGGUGGUCAUGCUGGGCGACUCCAUGGGCUCGCUGCUGGCCUAUGAGGCACUCUGUCGCUCCAACGGCAGCCAGCCGAAUGCCGGCAAUCCGUCGCAGGCCGCCGGCCACAGCCAAGCCGGCGGCGCUGGCGCUGGCGAUUGUAGUCGCAUGUCGCGCAUGGAUGACGAUGAGCGCUUCAUUGACUCCGACUUGGAUGCGAAACGUUUGCUGGUGGCACCAUCGCCGCGACGUCGUCGCUCCAGCUCCUCCAGCGAUUCGCGUGCCACCAAGCUGGACUUUGAGGUCAGCGACUUUUUUAUGUUCGGCUCACCGCUGUCGGUGGUCCUGGCCGCACGGAAGCUGCACGACUCAAAGACCGCCCUGGCCCGCCCCAAUUGCCAUCAGGUGUACAAUCUGUUCCAUCCAACCGACCCGAUUGCCUCACGCUUGGAGCCCCUGCUGAGUGCACGCUUCUCCAUUUUGUCGCCGGUGAAUGUGCCGCGCUAUGCUAAAUAUCCGCUGGGCAAUGGACAGCCGUUGCAUUUAUUGGAGGUAAUACAAUCGCAUCCGCAGCACUUUAACGACGGCAAUAAUUUGCUCUCUGCGGGCCGACGACUCUCCGAUGCAUCCAUGCAGAGCACCAUCUCGGGCCUCAUUGAGAAUGUCUCGCUCAGCACCAUACACUCGCUUCAGAACAAAUGGUGGGGCACAAAGCGUUUGGAUUACGCUCUUUAUUGUCCCGAGGGGCUGAGCAAUUUCCCGGCACAUGCCCUGCCGCAUCUAUUCCAUGCCAGCUAUUGGGAGAGUCCCGAUGUGAUUGCCUUCAUAUUGCGGCAAAUUGGCAAAUUCGAGGGCAUACCGUUUGUGGGCUCCCACGAUGACAAGGACAACGCUUCGUUCCAUCCGGGGCAGCCGCGUGAGAAGUGGAUCAAGAAGCGCACGUCCGUCAAGCUCAAGAAUGUGGCGGCCAAUCAUCGGGCCAACGAUGUCAUCGUGCAGGAGGGACGGGAGCAGCGAUUGAAUGCACGAUUCAUGUACGGACCGCUGGACAUGAUCACGCUGCACGGCGAGAAGGUGGACGUGCACAUUAUGAAGGACCCGCCGGCGGGCGAAUGGACAUUCCUCAGCACCGAAGUGACCGAUAAAAAUGGCCGCAUCUCGUACACCAUUCCCGACCAUUUGUCUCUCGGCUAUGGCAUCUAUCCGGUCAAGAUGGUGGUGCGCGGCGAUCACACGUCUGUGGACUGCUAUAUGGCUGUGGUGCCGCCGUUGACCGAGUGUGUUGUGUUUAGCAUUGACGGCUCCUUCACGGCAUCCAUGUCGGUGACUGGGCGUGAUCCGAAGGUGCGCGCUGGCGCCGUCGAUGUCUGCCGCCAUUGGCAGGAGCUGGGCUAUCUGCUAAUCUACAUUACCGGACGGCCGGACAUGCAGCAGCAGCGCGUCGUCUCCUGGCUCAGCCAGCACAAUUUUCCCCACGGCCUGAUUUCGUUCGCCGAUGGCCUAUCCACCGAUCCGUUGGGCCACAAGACCGCCUAUCUCAAUAAUCUCGUGCAGAACCAUGGAAUCUCAAUUACCGCCGCUUACGGCAGCAGCAAGGAUAUUAGCGUGUACACCAAUGUGGGCAUGCGGCCGGAACAGAUCUUCAUUGUGGGCAAGGUGGGCAAGAAACUGCAAUCGAAUGCCACGGUGCUCAGCGAGGGCUAUGCCGCCCACUUGGCUGGCCUGCAGGCCGUCGGUGGCUCCCGUCCGGCUAAGGGCAAUGCGCGUAUGGUCAUUCCGCGCGGCUGCUUCAAUCUGCCGGGACAGUCGGCAAAUCCGCGACGCAGAAGCAAUGAGACGGGCCUAUCAUCGCCGAUACGCAGCGGCUAUCUUAAACGCAAAACCUACCUGAGCCAUCACUAGAUCGAUCCCAGCAGAGGAGCAACCUAACAGAGAGCGUCAUAAUAGACAAGCGAUAGAGAGAGAUAGCGAGAGCGUGAGCUUAGAGACAAAUGUGUGCGUGAUGAGUAAUGCAUUUUAGUUUAUAGCAUAUCGAUGUGCAAAACUAUCGAUUAAUAUAACGCAACCAGCAACUCCCACAAAUACAAGCCAUGCAACUAGCAAUCAACUAUAUUUAUAAUAAUAAAUAAACCAGCAUAUACCUAUCAAACAAAACGCUUCGUACAUGUUUAGAUGACAUCUAAACAUACUAUUGGAUCAGCAUUAGUUGCAGUUUAACAACAACAACAACAAUAGCAACAACAACAUCUCAGCAUCUGCAACAUCUGUGUAUAUACAUAAAGCCCGUUAUAUUAUGCGCAAUAUAUAGCCAACUACAUAGUAUAUGGUGUAUA
Drosophila arizonae is the source of this 4580-nucleotide messenger RNA. RefSeq names its product retinal degeneration B (gene rdgB). Gene Ontology annotation, cellular component: cytoplasm. Gene Ontology annotation, molecular function: metal ion binding; phosphatidylinositol transfer activity; phosphatidylcholine binding. Lineage: Eukaryota; Metazoa; Arthropoda; Insecta; Diptera; Drosophilidae. The record is from RefSeq and is a predicted model, not a curated record. Gene Ontology annotation, biological process: phospholipid transport.